AUGAACAUGCGAGGGGUGCUUCUGCAACGGGGCUUCCCAAAGUUCGGACUGGAGCACGCCAACUGGCCACUCACGAUCGGCCAACUCGCCAAUUCCCGACAGAAACCGGCAGGUCUGACUCGACGCUCGAGCGCCGACAAACUGGCGGUCGAGUCCGGCGAACUCACCUUCGCGCCGAGCGAGCCGGCGUCACGAGCCGGCACGGCCAGUGCAGGCGUCGGUGUCGGCGUCGGCGUCGGUUUACGGUUCCCGGGACCCCUGGGGCCCGAGGAUCCGCGGCCCUGUCUGACGGGAAUGGCGCGCCGAGGUAGCAAGCGCAAAGCCGGCGUCGGCGGCGAGGCGGCGGUCUCGAGCAAGCGGCGGCUCGCCGUGCCGCCCGAGGCCUGCCGAACGGACUCGGAGUCGGAGCGGUCGGCGCGGCCGACGCGACUCGACGCCUACGCGUCGGCCGGU
Molecule: messenger RNA, 453 nt
Organism: Protopolystoma xenopodis
Lineage: Eukaryota; Metazoa; Platyhelminthes; Monogenea; Polystomatidea; Polystomatidae
Source: the annotation of a GenBank genome assembly